This is a messenger RNA of Populus euphratica (Euphrates poplar), 2684 nucleotides long. Its product is annotated as beta-amyrin synthase. The record is from RefSeq and is a predicted model, not a curated record. Gene Ontology annotation, biological process: triterpenoid biosynthetic process. Gene Ontology annotation, molecular function: beta-amyrin synthase activity. The transcript is spliced from 17 exons. Gene Ontology annotation, cellular component: lipid droplet. Bases 232 to 2514 code for a protein of 760 amino acids. NCBI's taxonomy places the organism in Eukaryota, Viridiplantae, Streptophyta, Magnoliopsida, Malpighiales, Salicaceae.
UCUUCAAAACUGUGUCUGCAGAAAUACUUGUUCUUGUCAAUUGUCAUCAGCAGUAGCAACCGCGUGUUAUGCCCUGCCGAACCAAAGAUCACUCAAUUGUAUCUUUCUCUCUACUUCAUUUGCAGCCUCCCAUUUUGCUCGUGUUAAUUCUUGCCCUCCUCCCCACAAGACCCAGCACUACAUAUAUAAUUAAUCUAAUACCAAUACGCACGACCAACACAUAGAUAUAUUAUGUGGAGGCUAAAGAUUGCGGAGGGUGUGAGCAGCAAUGAGUUGUAUAGCACAAAUAAUUUUGUAGGGAGGCAGACAUGGGAGUAUGAUCCUCACGGUGGAAGUCCUGAGGAGAGAGCUGAGGUUGAAGAAGCUCGUCUCAGUUUCUACAACAACCGUUAUCAUGUCAAGCCCAGCGGCGACCUCCUCUGGCGUAUGCAGUUUCUCAAGGAGAAAAACUUUAAGCAAAAAAUACCUCAAGUGAUAAUUGAAGAUGGCGAGGAGAUCACAUAUGAAAAGGCAACAAAUGCAUUGAAGAGGGCUGUCCACUUCUUUUCAGCUCUACAGGCUAGUGAUGGCCACUGGCCUGCUGAAAAUGCUGGCCCCUUGUUCUUCCUUCCUCCCUUGGUAAUGUGCCUGUACAUUACAGGACAUCUAGAUUCUGUAUUCUCUGUUGAGCAUCGUAGGGAAAUCCUCCGUUACAUCUAUUAUCAUCAGAAUGAAGAUGGUGGUUGGGGACUACACAUUGAGGGUCACAGUACCAUGUUCAGCACAGUUCUCAGCUACAUUUGUAUGCGAAUUCUCGGGGAAGGACCCAGUGGUGGUCAAGACAAUGCUUGUGCCAGAGCCCGGAAAUGGAUUCAUGAUCAUGGUACUGCAACACACAUACCCUCUUGGGGAAAGACUUGGCUCUCGAUACUCGGUGUAUUUGAUUGGUCUGGAAGUAAUCCGAUGCCCCCAGAAUUUUGGCUCCUUCCCUCUUUUCUUCCUAUGCAUCCAGCGAAAAUGUGGUGCUAUUGUCGGAUGGUUUACAUGCCAAUGUCGUAUCUAUAUGGGAAAAGGUUCGUUGGUCCUGUUACACCUCUCGUUCUACAGUUGAGAGAAGAACUCUUUGCUGAACCUUAUGAUCAAGUCAAUUGGAGGAAAACGCGUCAUCUGUGUGCUGCGGAGGAUCUCUACUAUCCCCAUCCUUUGAUUCAAGAUCUGGUAUGGGAUAGUCUCUAUGUAUUCACCGAACCUUUUCUUACUCGUUGGCCCUUCCACAAGUUAGUAAGAAAGAAGGCUCUUGAAGUAACGAUGAAGCACAUUCACUAUGAAGAUGAAAACAGUCGUUACAUUACAAUCGGAUGUGUGGAAAAGGUGUUAUGCAUGCUUGCUUGCUGGGUUGAAGAUCCCGAUGGCGAUUACUUCAAGAAACAUCUCGCUAGGAUCCCUGAUUAUUUAUGGGUGGCUGAAGAUGGAAUGAAAAUGCAGAGUUUUGGAAGUCAGCAAUGGGAUACUGGUUUUGCCAUUCAGGCCUUGCUUGCUAGUAAUUUUACGGAUGAAAUCAGAGACGUACUCAAGAGAGGACAUGACUUCAUAAAGAAAUCUCAGGUCAAGGACAAUCCUUCCGGUGACUUCAAGAGCAUGUACCGGCAUAUUUCUAAGGGAUCCUGGACUUUCUCUGACCAAGAUCAUGGAUGGCAAGUUUCUGAUUGCACUGCGGAAGGAUUGAAGUGCUGCCUACUUCUCUCAAUGAUGCCGCCAGAAAUUGUUGGCGAGCAACUGGAGCCUGAGCGGCUUUUCGAUUCUGUCAAUGUUCUUCUUUCUCUACAAAGUGAAAAUGGAGGUUUAGCGGCGUGGGAGCCAGCUGGAGCUCAGAAGUGGUUGGAACUACUGAAUCCCACAGAGUUUUUUGCUGACAUUGUCGUUGAGCAUGAAUAUGUUGAGUGCACUGCAUCAGCAAUCCAAGCAUUAUCAUUGUUCAAGAAUUUGUACCCUGGUCACCGAAAGAAGGAGAUCGAUAAUUUUGUAACAAAUGCUGUACGAUACCUCGAAAGCAUACAAACUCCAGAGGGUGGAUGGUAUGGAAACUGGGGAGUUUGCUUUACUUAUGGUUCAUGGUUCGCACUCGGAGGCCUAGCAGCUGCAGGCAAGACUUACAGCACCUGCGCAGCCAUGCGCCAAGGUGUUAAUUUUCUUCUCAGCAUACAAAAAAACGAUGGAGGUUGGGGAGAGAGCUAUCUUUCAUGCCCUAAGAAGAAAUAUGUACCUCUUGAAGGAAAUCGAUCGAAUUUGGUACAUACUGCAUGGGCUAUGAUGGGUCUGAUUCAUGCUGGGCAGAUGGAUAGAGACUCUGCACCUCUUCACCGAGCAGCGAAGCUCAUAAUCAAUUCGCAGUUGGAAGAUGGUGAUUUCCCCCAACAGGAAAUCACUGGGGUGUUCAUGAAAAACUGCAUGCUACAUUAUGCAGCAUACAGAAAUAUCUAUCCAUUGUGGGCUCUUGCAGAAUACCAGAGGCGUGUUCUUCUGCCUUCGAAAUAAUUGAAGUCCAAUAGCAGAGUGUCUAACUCAUCAUUGCAAACACAAACGAAAUAAUGAAUUUCAAUCCAAUAGCUAUAUCAGUUUGUUUUAUUGCUUGUUCUUUUAGAAUUUCCCUAAUAUGUAUAGAGAAUAAGGUUCUUGCGUAAUAAUAAUAAUAAUAUAUUUUUGUA